GCCGGGACCGCUGCGAUGCCCGCCCCGCUGCCCCCGACGGAGCUGCUGGGCUCGGAGCGGGCCGUGGUGCUCGUGUCCUGUGUCCUGUCCUGCGUGGGCUCCUCGCUCCUGCUCUGCUCCCACGCGCUGUGGCCGGAGCUGCGGACGCGGCCGCGGCAGCUCCUGCUCUACCUGUCGCUGGCCGACCUGCUCUCGGCGCUCUCCUACUUCUACGGGGUGCUGCAGGACUUCGACAGGACCUCCUGGGACUGCGUCCUGCAGGGCGCCCUGUCCACCUUCGCCAACACCAGCUCCUUCUUCUGGACCAUGGCCAUCGCCCUCUACCUCUACCUCACCAUCGUCAGGGGCUCGCCCACGGGCACGGGCUUGCUGUGCUGCUUCCACGCCGUGAGCUGGGGUGUCCCCCUUGGCAUCACAGUGGCAGCUGUUGCCCUGAAGAAGAUUGGCUAUGACGCCUCCAACGUUUCUGUGGGCUGGUGCUGGGUCAACCUGGAUGCCCAGGAUCAUGUCCUGUGGAUGCUGCUGACAGGGAAGGUGUGGGAGAUCCUGGCCUACGUGACCCUGCCAGUGCUCUACAUCCUCAUCAAGAAGCACAUCAGCAGAGCACAUGCAGCUCUCUCAGAGUACCGCCCCAUCCUCUCAGGGGCACCUGCAUUCCAGCCCCGGACUUCCAUAGCGGACAAGAAGUUGGUCCUCAUCCCUGUCAUCUUCAUCUUCCUCCGCAUCUGGAGCACCGUGAGGUUCAUCCUGACCCUCUGCAACUCCCCUGCUGUGCAGAACUCAGUCCUGGUGGUCCUGCAUGGAAUUGGUAACACGUUCCAGGGAGGUGCCAACUGCAUCAUGUUUGUGCUCUGCACUCGGGUGGUCCGAGCUCGGCUGCUUUCCUUCAUCUGCUGCUGCAAACACGACGAGCUGGAGUGGCCUUGGCAGAGAUCAAACAGCUCCUGGCAGCGCCCAGAACCCCCCAAGGAUGUGCCAGGCCCUGAGCAGACAAAGCCACUGCUUCCCAGCACCUGAGCUGCCUCCACCUCGGUGUCGAGUCCUCCUUUCAUGGUGUGGGAUGAUCCCGGAGUCCCACAGAGGGAGCUAAAGCCCGGGGAAAGGCGCCGCUGGAGAGGCUGAGCAGAUGGAAAAGGUCCCGCUCCUCCUUGCACUCACAUACCAAAGGCUUCGGGUCUUCGACUUUGCUCAGGAUCCUCUGGAAGGGACUGUUGGACUAUACUCCAGUUUCCUGGUUUUCUCCCCUUCUUCCCCUCACCCUCCACUGUAAAUCUUAAAAAUCGGUUUGGGGUUUUGCUUUUCUAUUUGACGAGGCGAACUGUGUGGUGAGUUCUGAGGUGAGCGAAUAUCAAGAGGACAGGAAAACUUCAGUAGCUGCUGAAUGGGACUGUGCUGGGCAUGGAUUUCAGUCCCAGUGUGUGAAUCUUCCCGGGGAGCUCCAGGCUGGCUCCCGUUCUUCACUGGAACACGGACAACAAUGUGCAAACAAACGUGUUUGUUUGGUGGUGGUGGUGGUGGUGGUGGUGGUGGAGGGUUCCUCUGCAUGGCUUAUUCCUCCUCCUGGAUGGUUGGGAGCCAUCCAGGUGCUCAGGGGUUGUGUUGGCAG
Empidonax traillii (willow flycatcher) is the source of this 1606-nucleotide messenger RNA. RefSeq names its product G protein-coupled receptor 157 (gene GPR157). Gene Ontology annotation, molecular function: G protein-coupled receptor activity. Lineage: Eukaryota; Metazoa; Chordata; Aves; Passeriformes; Tyrannidae. Gene Ontology annotation, cellular component: plasma membrane. The coding region runs from base 16 to 1017 and encodes 333 amino acids. The transcript is spliced from 6 exons. Gene Ontology annotation, biological process: adenylate cyclase-activating G protein-coupled receptor signaling pathway; cell surface receptor signaling pathway. The record is from RefSeq and is a predicted model, not a curated record.